This is a messenger RNA of Elgaria multicarinata webbii, 2544 nucleotides long. RefSeq names its product cytosolic phospholipase A2 gamma-like. The record is from RefSeq and is a predicted model, not a curated record. Gene Ontology annotation, cellular component: cytosol; nucleoplasm; nuclear envelope. Gene Ontology annotation, molecular function: calcium-dependent phospholipid binding; calcium ion binding. Bases 137 to 1846 code for a protein of 569 amino acids. The transcript has 14 exons. Gene Ontology annotation, biological process: glycerophospholipid catabolic process. NCBI's taxonomy places the organism in Eukaryota, Metazoa, Chordata, Lepidosauria, Squamata, Anguidae.
CAUGGGCAAAAGGAGUCAACACAAACACACUGCCUGGUGGAAACUGUAAAUGCUAACAUCUCAGGCUAACCCUACUAUUCAGCAUUUCGUUUGAGUGAGCGUUCUCAUAUCUGGUCAGAAAGAAAACAGGGAGGAGAUGGAGACUGAUGUGGCUGGGACGGGAAUUGUCAAGGUCCGAAUUUCUAAUACUCUCUCAGAGGGUGAAAAGAAAGCUAUUGCGUCUAGGAAGGUGAAGGUGAAGGAAGGCCUUGACAAACUUGGGAUUCCAUGUGAUGCGGACAAAAUCCCCAAUAUUGCUGUCCUGGCAUCAGGAGGAGCUUUGCGGGCCAUGAUUGCUCUUUAUCGCACACUGGUGGAACUGAAGAAAUACAACCUCUUGGACUGCGUUAUGUACUUGGGUGGGGUGUCUGGCUCCACCUGGUGCAUGCCAGACCUUUACAAAAAUGAAGACUGGGAAGAUAAAAUAGAGACAUUGGAAAAACGUCAGCAUGAAAACCUUGUCCAAGGCCACUUGGAAAUUGAGAAGGCAAUAAAAGCUGUUCUGGAGGCAGUAGAGGAUGAACAUUACUCUUUGACGGAUAUCUGGUCCUAUUUCCUUCUGCAUGAACUGCUAAACCAGUUUGAUGAGACUGAAUUGUCUGCACAUGCGACAUCCUGUGAGAAUGGGAAGAAUCCUUAUCCUAUCUAUGCAGCUGUGGACCAAGAAACAUACCAGAAACAGCAUGCAGGCACCUGGUUUGAAUUUACCCCACAUGAAGCUGGGCUUCCUGGCUUAGGAGCAUAUGUAGACAUCAAAUAUUUUUGGAGCAUAUUUCAAAAUGGGCAAAUGGUUGAAGAGAAGAAGGCAAAAAACAUCUGCUAUCUGAAAGGUUUAUGGGGAAGUGCCCUUGGAAGUAAGGAAGAACUUAAAAAGAAAAUAGAAGGUAGUUUACGGCAUUUACGGGAUUUACUAAGACAUCACACUUCAACAUACUCUUCUUCAACAGACUUGGAUCAAGAUGACCAGAAACUUAAUAUACUCUAUGAAGGUUAUCAUUCUCUUCUGGAGCUGCACUUGUCUGAAUCAUUAGAUGGAAGAGAAGCAGAGAAGCAUUUUGACGAUCUAGAAAAUAUCUUGAAAAACUACAGCUCCAGCAAAAGCUAUGAAUUGCUCAGAGAAAUCCGUCAGACCUGGUAUUCUGCAGAUGAAGAAACAAGAAAGAACGAGCAUUUGAGACUGUUCCAUGCUUUGGACACAGAUUUUGGAGGCAAGUAUCAUAGUGACGACCAAGCUUUGUAUAAAGUGAUCAAAAAGACAUGGUUAUGCCUUAGGAUGUGGACAUGGGGAAAGACCAAUAAUUUCCUCUACCGCUGCUCUGAUGUUGAAUUCCCUGAGCUGACAAGCAAGGCAGCCGUCUCUCUCAUUGAUGCUGGUCUGGCCAUAAACACAGCUUACCCACCUAUUCUGCGCCCUGAGAGAGAUGUGAAACUGAUCCUCUCCUUUGACUUCAGUGCUGGAGAUCCUUUUCUAACCAUUAGACAAGCUGCUGAAUACUGUGAUGCACAUGGAAUCCCAUUUCCCAAGAUAGAUGGGGGAGAACUGCAGGAUAUAGACAACCCGUCGGAUUGCUACAUCUUCAGGGGAGAACAGGUCCCAACUGUCAUGCACUUCCCACAGUUCAACAAUGUCAACUGUCCAGGUGAAGUGGCUAAAUACAGAGAGCAGUUUUCAACGUUCAAGAUGAGCUAUUCAGAUGAGGAGAUUGAAAAGUUGCUCACUGCCACAAUGAAGAAUGUAGCAAAUGUUCAGGAAAAGAUUCAGGAGGAGAUCAAACGUAUUGUAGGUCCUCCUUCACAAAAAGCUUAAGUAAACCUAAUAGCAGGUUCAUAUAAUAAGACUUGUUUUCCCAAACAGAGAGCACCUCUGCUUAUUGUUAACAUUAUUAUUAUUAUUCAUAGUAUUAUUAUUCAUAGUAUUAUUAUCACCACUGCUGCCAUCAUCACUGUCAACUGAAUUUGUAUCCCAUUGUUCUAAUAGGAUUUGUAGUCAAAGCUAAAAAAAACAUGCUGAUAAACACACACACACAUACACACACACACACACACUCAAAUAAGACUUAGCAAAUCACAACGGCCUCAGACUCAUGCACACAUACCCUUCACUUUUCAUCCACUGGCAUGACUGUGAAGAUGAAAUUAGAAGCUGUUGCUUCUCAUCUAAGCUAACCAUGUUUGUUUUUGUCAGGCAAAGGUGGCAUGGGGGAGAUUUUAUUGAUUCAACCCAAAAGAAAACCCCCCUUGAGAUAUCACUUGCCUAAUACUUCUGAUAUUACCUACAUGCAUUUCUGGAUGUUCACCCACUAACACAGUUUAUGACAGGAGGUAUUGCACAUGAGGAGGUGGAACUGCCUCUCUAUGUUUUGUAUUGGAUAAUAAAUGCUUAAGUCUCAUCUUCACCCCACUUCUACCCAAACAAUGGUGAGGUCAACAUCUUUGUUUAUGAAUAGGGAUGUUGGAAGAAUAUGAUUUUGGGGUAGAAUUUUUGCCAGCUCAACCCCUCAGAUA